UUUGAUCUCCGUGUUCUUGUUGUUGUUGUGGUCCGAGUAGUGUCAAGAGCACUACUUUUUUUCUUUUUUGGGGAUCCCUCUUUUCAAUUUUGAGUCUUGGUUUGUAGUUGGGUGCCUCUAGGAUCGGUUUCUUUAGAGCCACUAGCGACUGAUUUAUUUUUAGUCUUUUUUUUUUUCUGAUAAAUUUGGAGAGUUAAUUGUUGGUGCUAGUGAGAAUUAAGUAUAAUUGGUGAAUGCGAAUUCAUAAGAUGUAAUUUUGGUUCUUCUUAAAAAAAAAAAAGAUUCUGUUUUUAUUAUGGUGGAUUUGGUAAAUAGUUCAAACGCUUUUGAGUGCGCUUUUGACACCCUUCUUUGGAAAUCAUACACACAUUUUCGAAUUUUGGUAUAAUAAUAGUUCCGUCACACAGUUUAAUUCUUUGGUUUGGGCCGUCGCUGUUGCGUUCAACAUUAAUCUGUUAGAGGGAGACAAGAACAAACCAUUGGACAUUCCGAGUCAAUGCAUUUGGAAGUAGAUUGUGAAGCAAUGUUUCCUUCCUAGCAUUCAAAGUGUUUAUUUGAUUGCUAUAUUUCCAUCUCUAAUGGUUUAUUUGAACUUUUCUAGUCAUUCAACAUACUCAUUUAUAGCAUUGGAAUAAUAUCUGAGUGACAUCUGAGACCCAUUGUAUAUUCUAUUGCCGAUAGGAAACUUUAAAUGUUUUUAAAGAAAGGGAUGAACACCCAGUGCCAAUGUCGUGCUGAUGCAUGCUGAGAUAAGGGGUCCAUGCCGGUGCCAUGCACCAUUAUACCAAGUUUUGACACAACACAUGCUGCGUGCCUUAUCCUCGUGGCCAAGUGUUGGCACCAUAGGAUAGCGUGGCAUAAUAAAAUGCAAGGAAACCGUGAGGCAUCCUUUGGAUGCCUCAAGGCAAAUGCUUCUCAAGGAAGUGGCAAUUCGAUCGAAGGGUUUCCUGAGCCCAAAGAUGAAAAAGUUAAUUAUUCAGGUGAUAGUAUCAAAUCGGGUAAUCCAAUGAUAUGGGAGGCUUCUCCACCUCCAAAUCAAGGCUACCCUCGACCCUUCUACAGACAAGAGAUUUUAACAUGGCCAUACAUCUAUCCUGACUAUCAAGUUCUUCGUCAAAGCCAACCACAUGCAGUUGAGAACCAUUUUUAUCACAUGAAUCGGGAUUACAGUUUUCCUGUUGAGAAUCGAAUUCAAUAUGUACCAUACAAGCUGUUCUCUCAAGAAUAUCCCCAUGAUGUACAACUUCAGGAGUUUCAAUAUUUUGUGGUUAUCGACUUUGAAGCAACGUGUGACAAGGACACAAAUCCUCAUCCGCAGGAGAUCAUUGAAUUUCCAUCUGUUUUAGUCAACAGUGUUACUGGACAACUUGAAGCAUCCUUUCAAACUUAUGUGCGGCCUGCAUAUCAUCAACUUCUCACUGAUUUUUGCAAGGAGCUCACUGGUAUCCAGCAGAUUCAGGUGGACAGAGGUGUUUCCCUGAGCGAAGCUCUGCUUAUGCAUGAUAAGUGGUUGGAGGACAAAGGGAUUAAGCACAAGAACUUUGCUGUGGUGACUUGGUCUAAUUGGGAUUGUCGUGUAAUGUUGGAGUCAGAAUGCAGAUUCAAAAGGAUUAGGAAGCCUCCCUACUUCAAUAGGUGGAUCAACUUAAAGGUCCCAUUCCAGGAGGUAUUUGGCGGCAUGCGCUGCAAUCUAAAGGAGGCGGUCCAGCUGGCGGGCUUGGCAUGGGAGGGCCGUGCACACUGCGGCCUCGACGACGCGCGCAACACCGCUCGCCUCCUUGCCCUCCUCAUGCACCGCGGCUUCAAAUUCUCCAUCACCAAUUCUCUCAUGACCGACCCAUCCAUCCGCCCGUUAACAACCCAUCAGCCGAUCCCGGACCGUCCAUCCGACCCGAACCAUUACCAAACCCUAAAGCCGAAAGAUCUGGUGGCGCCCCCUGUCCAGUUCCAUCCGCUCAUGGAUCCCGUGGGGAAGGAUAGGCACAUGUACUGCUUCUGCGGCGUGCUGAGCAGCCGCUGCGUGGUUCGCAAACCCGGACCCACCCAGGGGCGCUGCUUCUUCGGGUGCGGCAACUGGACGACUGCAAGGCGGGCGCUCUGUAACUACUUCGUGUGGGCAUCACCAUAAAAGAUCUCUAGGAUCUGGUCUCUCUGGCGAUCUGCACAAGAAUCGGUGAGGUACUGCAAAACCGCCGGAGGGAAUAAGUUAAAUAGGUGCUUGGGUGAUCUUUCGUCGUAUAUAUUAUAUAUAAGUAUAUAUAGAUAGAGCUCUUUGCUCAUGUGGGAAUGGAAGAUCUCUAGGUAGUGUCUAAAGCUGUGAUACUGACUUCUUGUUUGAUAGAAGAGAAUGGGGAUCAGAUGCUGCUUAGGAUACAUUGACCUCUAAAUAAUCUCUCAGUUGUGGACCUUUUUUUUUUUUUUUUUUUUUUUUUUUUUAUAAACCCUUCUUCUUCAUCUUCUUCUUAACUUUGUCUAAUGGAGGCUUGCUUUGUGCAAUUAUGGUUUCUGCUACUAAACAAGCAAAGUUGUCUCUGAGGAUGAAGAUGAAAUGAAUUGGAGAAUGGAAUUGGAGAAUGGACAACAUAUGGAGUAGUAAACUUUAGCUGCUGAUUCUUAGUGUAUCAUAUCUUAAAGAUCUAGAUAUUUGUAGUUGAAUUAUACCACCAUCUGUUUCUUUUUA
Messenger RNA from Ananas comosus (pineapple), 2680 nucleotides. RefSeq names its product ERI1 exoribonuclease 2-like. Gene Ontology annotation, molecular function: nucleic acid binding; 3'-5'-RNA exonuclease activity; zinc ion binding. The record is from RefSeq and is a predicted model, not a curated record. Gene Ontology annotation, biological process: exonucleolytic trimming to generate mature 3'-end of 5.8S rRNA from tricistronic rRNA transcript (SSU-rRNA, 5.8S rRNA, LSU-rRNA). The transcript has 4 exons. Lineage: Eukaryota; Viridiplantae; Streptophyta; Magnoliopsida; Poales; Bromeliaceae. The coding region runs from base 761 to 2128 and encodes 455 amino acids.